UUUGUGAUAGUAGGUACAAAUUAGUAAUGAAGUGAUUGAAGGAUUGAUCUGAGAAUAGUAUUAAGUAUUAACACUGUUUUUUCUAUUUAUCAAAUUAUAAAAUAUAAUUUAUUUUAUAUAAGAUAAUUAUUUUAUAUUUUGAUUUUGUGUGACAUAUAUUAAUAAACAACAAUGGCUCUCGCUAGCAUGCAAAGGAAAACCAAUGUACGAUUACCUCCAGAAAUUAAUAGGGUUCUUUACAUUAGAAACUUACCAUAUAAGAUAACUGCUGAGGAAAUGUAUGAUAUAUUUGGAAAAUAUGGUGCCAUUCGUCAAAUUAGAGUAGGCAACACCCCAGAUACAAGAGGAACAGCAUUUGUAGUAUAUGAAGAUAUAUUUGAUGCAAAGAAUGCCUGUGAUCACUUGUCUGGAUUCAAUGUGUGCAACCGAUACUUAGUGGUCUUGUACUAUCAGUCUACCAAAGCAUUUAAGAAAUUAGAUACAGAUAAGAAGAAAGCAGAAUUAGAAAAAGUUAAAAUGAAAUAUGGCCUCAGUGAAGAAAAUUAGAACUAAAUUAAUUAAUUUUAUUUGCAAACACUGGUUAAAGACAUAUAAUGUGUAUGGUAUUGAUUAACUAUAACGGAAUAUGUAUAUAAAUUUAAAUUAAGUUUAAAGAUUUGCUUGGAUUUGUAAUUAUAAUUUUUAUGUAUUUUAUUUUAAAUGUAUUCAACUAUAAUCAUUGACUAAUAAUUAUAGUUGACUGAGACUGUAUUGUGUCACUAAGAGUCAAGACAAGAUAUAUUUUUCAAUGUCUUAAUACCUAACCAUUUAUACCAAUAAAUCAGGAUUAAAAUUUUUAUCUACA
Molecule: messenger RNA, 844 nt
Organism: Aphis gossypii (cotton aphid)
Lineage: Eukaryota; Metazoa; Arthropoda; Insecta; Hemiptera; Aphididae
Gene: Sf3b6
Product: splicing factor 3B subunit 6
Exons: 4
Coding region: 172-546 (124 amino acids)
Cellular component (GO): cytoplasm; ribonucleoprotein complex; nucleus
Molecular function (GO): mRNA binding
Source: RefSeq, a predicted model, not a curated record